CUGACUCAGAGUACGUUGCCGAUUUGCCGUGACCUCCGCAGAGGGGGUUUCAGGUACCAUGUUAUAGUGACUUUUCUGUUAUAUGGAAUCAAUUUAAGCUCUUCGUCAACAGGACGAAAAAAGCUACAACUACAGACAAAACAAGCUUCCAUCCACCUUUGUCUCUAUUGUUUACGAGGGACUACACCCUGUUUGGAACUAUACAGCACACAAGACCAUCUAGAGGCUGAAUGAUAUACUGAAUCCUCUUAGCAUAGGUAUGCCUGUUUGACUGCCAUGGUCGUGGAUGAUGGAAAAGCAACCGUCAAACAACAGUAUCCUCGAUCAGUUUAUUAAUAGCCAGGAGCAGACAUAUGAAGAAUUUCUCCGCACGUUCACUUAUCUUUGGAAAGAAGAGGUGAAAAUGAAAAGCCGAGUAUCUGAAAUGGAUUCCAUAGAAAAUACAUUUUCAAUGCUUGAGUUGUCAAACAGAAACAAACAGAAUGUCUCUCCUGUAAGAAACAAAGAGCCAUCAGUGUCUCUCUCAUCACAGACUGUGGAUGAAGACCAGAUAAUGAUGGGUGAAAGCUGGAAAGUUGGCUGCUCUAACCAAGGUGACCUCAGUCUGGCAAGAAGAGUGAAGGUGGACAAUUACUUGGAGUUGGAAGAUUUUGACACAGAUGAUGAAUUCGGUCAAGGGACAUAUAGUGCAGGGUCAUUAUUGCUUCCAGGAGAGGUGGAGCAGACAGCAACUUGCUAUACACCUUCCUUUGAUCAGCCUACUAAUCUGGAGUUUGGAACCUUGUCAAUUACACAACCAUCAAUCAGCAGAACACAAGAGCUAUGUGGGGAUGAAGUUCAGCUGUUCUCCCUUGAUGAAGAAUUUGACUAUGACAGUGUGCCAUUGACCCCCAAGUUCUCUGAGACUGAGAUGAAGGCCAUUAUAAACUUAUCUGAACAGAAAAAAGUAAGGAUCGGCCUUAAGUCUGAAGACUGAAGCUGAUGGACCUUGCUGAACAUUCUCUGUUAUUCAGCUGGAAAAAUAUUUGUAAGGGGAAAAUCCAGCUCCCUCUUCUGCAAUCAUAGAGGGCUCUUUUGCAAUGAAGCCAGCGUGGGCCUGUCAUAGAACCUGUGGGAUGUUCAUAUACUCCAGUGUCUCUCAAAAUUUUGUACUGGUGACCCCUUUCACAUAGCAAGCCUCUGUGUGUAACCCCCUCUUAUACAUUAAAACACUUUUUCAUAUAUUUAACACCAUUAUAAAUGCUGGAGGCAAAGUAGGGGUUUGGGGUGGAGGCUGACAGCUCAUGACCCGCCAUGUAAUAACCUUGCGACCCUCUGAGGGGUCCUGACUCCCAGUUUUAGAACCCCUGAUAAACCCUGCGCAGCACUGGGCUGAAGUAGCCUCUGCGUAGUAGUAGUAUAUAUUAUUUGUAUUACUGUAGUGCCUAGGAGCUCUAAUCAUAGAUCAGGACCCCAUUGUGCUAGCUGCUCUUCAAACACAGAACCAAAAGGUGGUCCCUGCUCCAAAGAGCUUACAGUCUAAACAUAGCAGCUCCACCGCCUCUCUCUCUGCCCCCUUUACAUAUCCCUAGAGCAACUUGCCUAGGUACUCAUACUGGAUGCUGGGGUCUGGAUUGAUUCCUAUAUGCAUACAAUUCCUACAUAUAUCAGUGGGUUUUGAAAGACUUAAGCCCUGGUUCUCAGCCCCAGUUCCAGUUGCUUUGUUGUUCUCUGGCAGCAUGAAGCAACAGGAAUGGUUCAUUAAAAGGCAGCUAGGAAUUCCUGUGUUGAAGAAAAAAUCUGUGAGUGGCAUACAAUGUGUGCAGUGCUAGAAUAAUCACUCCUUAGGGGUCAGUAUAAACCGGUGUAAAUUAGACUACGUUUUGUGCUGACUUCAGCCCCUAACCAGCCCAGAGUUGUCUCAGGGCCAUUUUUGCCUGGCUCCCUCAGGAGUGUAAACAUUAGCUUGUGGCAAGUGAGCAUUCAACCUUUAGUCUCUUUUUCUGGGAUUAUAAGGUGAAAAGAUACAGAGCUGUGGACCAGUGAUCAAACCCAGGAAGGAUUUUGAUACCUUCUGUGUGAUUUCAGUUCUUCAGACCAGUAAUAUUCCUAUUUUUUCAAUGUUUUUUCCUUAUGUGGGUUUGAAUUAAGUGUGUAUAAUUCCUGAAAAUCA
Molecule: messenger RNA, 2152 nt
Organism: Gopherus flavomarginatus (Mexican gopher tortoise)
Lineage: Eukaryota; Metazoa; Chordata; Testudines; Testudinidae
Gene: IFTAP
Product: intraflagellar transport associated protein
Exons: 8
Coding region: 287-976 (229 amino acids)
Biological process (GO): spermatogenesis; acrosome reaction
Cellular component (GO): 9+0 non-motile cilium; cytosol
Molecular function (GO): intraciliary transport particle A binding
Source: RefSeq, a predicted model, not a curated record